AUGCCGCAGCCGAACAAGAAGCGCGGGCGGCGCGGUGGAGGGAGGAAGCGGAAGCUGGAGGAGGGUGGUGAUGAGGACCCGGAGCUCGCGCAGAGCAGCACGAAGCGCAGGAAGUCGACUGUUGAUGACCAGGCCACCGACGACCACGCUCCCGUGCAAAAUGGUGAUGGCGAUCUAGAUCAGGCUUACCCUCAAGCUGAAAGGGCUUUCUUCGGUGUUCUGGACGAUGACGAGCAGGAGUAUUUCAAGCAUGCUGAUGAUAUGCUUGAGGCCAACGACUUCGGGGAUGCCGAGGAGCGGACGCUGUUCCUGGCUAAUGUCUAUCGAGAAGCGGAUGGGAAGGAGCUCAAGAUUGCGCAGAGUCAGUCUUGUUCGAGGUUGAUGGAGCGGUUGAUUCAGCUGUCGUCUGCGGCACAGCUAAAAACGCUGUUCGACAAGUUCACUGGAAACUUCAUCCACCUUGUCUCACACCGAUUCGCUUCUCAUUGCUGCGAGGCAUUGUUCCUUCGCUGUGCACCGAUCGUGACGGAAGAGCUCCUUGCCGGGAACAAAAAGGACCAGCGGAACCGCGAUGCGCCAACGAAUGGAGACGCACCAGUUUCCAUGGAGGCUCUAUUCUUGCGGACACUCGACGAGCUCGAAGGCAAUGUCGGGUAUCUGCUGACCGACAGGUAUGCGUCUCACGUUCUACGCGUCCUACUGAUGGUUCUUUCCGGCGAACCGAUCGAUACGGCAUCCACGAAACACCUACUGCAGAGCAAGCGAAAGGAGAGCAACGCUGUGCAAGGCGCCAACCUUCCAGAAGCCCAGACGCUGGACAAGACACGCAGUGUACCAAAGUCGUUCGGCGAAGCGCUGGAGCAUGUCAUCGCGGGCAGCAUCGCUGGGCUCGACACUGAACAAGUACGGGCACUUGCUACACAUCCGAACGGCAACCCGACUCUACAAUUGCUCUUGAAACUUGAGUUGACGCACUACGGGAAGCAACGAGCGAAGGACGAAAGAUCGAUCAUUCGAACAUUACUGCCCGACGACCCAUUGACAUCAGAUUCAGGAAGUGGAGGUUUCAUCAACGGCUUGGUGUAUGACCCGAUCGGGUCUCAUUUGAUGGAACAAAUCAUCCAGCAUGCGCCGGCGAAAAUGUUCAAGAGCCUGUAUGCGGAAUUCUUCAGGCACAGGCUGACAUCACACGCCCGGAACGAAGUUGCUGGAUAUGUGGUCUGCCGCAUACUCGAACGGUUGGGCCACGAUGACCUGCUCGACGCGCACGAACGCCUGAUCCCAGAGCUCACCCGUCUACUCCAACGCGGUCAAACAGUCGUCGUCCGCACGCUCAUUGAGCGUUGCACAGUCCGUGGGAUCGAUACGCAAGCUAUUGCGGUGCAAGUCUUCAAUACCUGGAACGACAAGGAGAACUUUGAGGUGAAGAAGCUGCUGAAAUGGGGAGAAGGAUUGGAUGUCGACCCGAACCAGGACGGCGCGCCGAACGGGGGAACGAGCAACGCAACCGGCGGCGCCCUGGCACGGUCAUCGGAACCUAUGAAAGCGCACUUCAACCUCCUCGCGCAAGCAAUGCUGCUUGUGCCCGGAUCGUUGAGCGGGCUCGUCUUGGACUCACUAAUUAUGCUCGAUCCUGAUACCCUGAUCAACAUGUCGAAAGACAAUGUCGUCUCUCGCACGCUGCAAGGAGCACUCACCUCCCGCAACGCCUCCAUUAUAACCGUCCGCAAACUCAUCCAGCGCUUCUACGGCCACGUCGCCGAGAUGGCGCUCGACAGGUCCGCAUCCUACGUCGUCGACUGCAUGUGGGAAGGCACGCACGGCCUCGCGUUCAUCCGCGAGCGCAUCGCAGAAGAGCUGGCAGAGAUGGAGGGACAGUUGCGGGAGUCGUCAUACGGGCGCGCGGUGUGGAAGAACUGGAAGAUGGAUCUGUACAAGCGGAAGCGACCGGAUUGGAUUCGACAGAGCAAGAUCAAGGCGAGCAAUGAUGGUUUCCAGAGCUUCUCAGAGCUGGAUCAGCAUAAAGGCAGUCAAGGGCAGGGGAAGCCGAAGACGCCGAUUGAGCUUGCGAGGGAGCGGCAUGCGAAGAACAAGGAGGCGGAGAGGAGGAGGGUGCGGAAUAAUGCUUCCGGCCCGGGUGUUGGGCAUUCUGACGGGCCGCCUGCGGCUGCGACUGCGUCUUCGUAG
Saxophila tyrrhenica is the source of this 2187-nucleotide messenger RNA. RefSeq names its product Glutamate decarboxylase 2. The record is from RefSeq and is a predicted model, not a curated record. The transcript has 2 exons. Gene Ontology annotation, biological process: endonucleolytic cleavage in 5'-ETS of tricistronic rRNA transcript (SSU-rRNA, 5.8S rRNA, LSU-rRNA); endonucleolytic cleavage to generate mature 5'-end of SSU-rRNA from (SSU-rRNA, 5.8S rRNA, LSU-rRNA); endonucleolytic cleavage in ITS1 to separate SSU-rRNA from 5.8S rRNA and LSU-rRNA from tricistronic rRNA transcript (SSU-rRNA, 5.8S rRNA, LSU-rRNA). Gene Ontology annotation, molecular function: RNA binding. NCBI's taxonomy places the organism in Eukaryota, Fungi, Ascomycota, Dothideomycetes, Mycosphaerellales, Extremaceae. Bases 1 to 2187 code for a protein of 728 amino acids. Gene Ontology annotation, cellular component: nucleolus; preribosome, small subunit precursor; 90S preribosome.